AUGAAGCUAACAGCUGCUUCAACAAAAACGUUAAAAAACGGUGUCAAAAUUCCUAUUCUAGGUCUAGGAGUGUAUAAGGCCCCUAAAGAGGAUACCGUGAACAUAGUUUACAAGGCGUUGCAACAAGGAUAUAGACAUGUCGAUUCUGCGCAAUUCUAUGGCAAUGAGAGAGAAGUGGGCCUUGCCAUUGCUAAAUUUUUGAAAGAAACACCUGGACAAUCAAGAAACGACAUUUUCUACACAACGAAGCUGGCCCCUACUAAUGGCACAUAUGAGCAAGCCAAAAGUGCCAUUGAGGCAUCUUUGGAGAAAGUCAAAGAAAUCGGUUACAUAGACCUUUUCCUCAUCCAUUCACCAGCAUCCGAGAAAAAACAACGUUUGGAUAUGUGGAAGGCUCUACAGGAGUUUUACGAAGACGGGAAAAUCAAGGCUAUAGGGGUGUCCAACUACAGUGUGCUGUUGUUGAAAGAACUUCUUGGCUGGGAAGGUCUCAAGGUCGAACCUCUUGUCAACCAGUUCGAAUUGAAUCCAUGGCUUGUUCGUCCUGAUUUGGUAGACUUUUGCAACAAGCAAAACAUUAUCAUUGAAGCUUUCUCACCACUCACCAGGGGUCACCGUUUGAAAGAUCCAGAACUACUAGAAUUGAUCGAAAAAUCGUAUCCUGGGAAAACCACAGCUCAGAUUUUGAUCAGAUGGUCGCUGCAGAUGGGGUUCGUGCCGCUUCCUAAAUCCAGCAACGAAGAGAGGCUGCUUUCCAACUUAGAGUCCUUGGAUUUCGAAAUUAGUGACGAAGAUAUGAAGAAACUAACGCAUCAGGAUGACUACUACGUGUCGAACCCAGCCUUCGAUCCUAUCAAGAAGUAUUUCGACAAGUUGUAG
This is a messenger RNA of Lachancea sp. 'fantastica', 879 nucleotides long. NCBI's taxonomy places the organism in Eukaryota, Fungi, Ascomycota, Saccharomycetes, Saccharomycetales, Saccharomycetaceae. The record is from the annotation of a GenBank genome assembly.